AGCUUAUUCUGCUAAAAUGUUUGAUUUGCUUUCCCAACUUUCUUUUUUAAAAUCGAUAGAUAUUUGCAUUUCGGUCAUUGAACUUAAUGAGCUGAAAAAUGUGCGUUUCCUUUACGUGCUUUACGAUAGUGGCUGUCUUAUUUAAUAACAUCGGAGCCAGAGAGCACCCUGGAACCGGAAGUCUAUAUGACAACUUCCCUAGUAACGGGACUCUUGCUAUUUAGCAUGUUGUAAAUGCUUCUUUUGGAAAUCUCUUCUAAGAUUAAUUAUUUAAAUAUAAUCUUAUUUUAAUGUAUGCAAAUUUGUGUUUAGAGACGUAACGAGCGACGUAUUAAAGUAACUUAGCUACUAGCUAACCAGCGAGUCCCCUAGCUGUUCACAGAAUCAUGUUUCUGUCGGCAUAAUGAUUUUUUGCAGCUGGGGCUCAUUUCACGUAUUUUUUGUCCUUUUAGAGUCUUUAGCUCACGCUACCACAGCUUUAGGAGCUACUUCUACUGUUAAUUCCAACCCAACAAAAGGCGAGCCUUUCAGCUCAGUCACUCCAACUCCGGGAGUUCCGGGGACCGUGAACUCAGCCGAUGGACCUACUGAGGAGGUCACUCUGUAUCCCACUGUGGGCUCCACGGUAACCGCGACGCUGUCCGUGUCUGAAGCGCCAACUACAAUGGUUACAGAGGCUCCGAUGUCUGCGCAGGGAUGUCUCUGUAAUUUAACCCCUGAUUUUUGUGACAUUGGCUGCUGCUGUGACACAGCUGAUUGUGAUGUUGCCAAUCUGAGCACUGUCUUCACUGGAUGUCCUCAACCAGUCAUAUCAGGGGUUUGUAUUGAGAAAUGGCUUAUGUUCAGAGCGAACAUGAAUGCAUCUCUUCUUACUGUGACUGACUCCAUGUUUUGUGUCCGAUCUGAAGAUGGUGGACCCAAGUCUCUUCCAAGACUACCUCAGUUUCCAACUUUAGGGGACUUGUAUUACUUCUCACCACCAAAAAAUGUAUAUAUCACGCACACCAGAGAUUUUUACAGGGUUGAUGAUGCAAUCCAGACAUUUUUCCCCACCUCCUCUGUGCGGAGUGUCCUCCGCCAGCCUUCUCCAGGGACUGCUUCUACAUUCUGCAUGAACCGCAACCCUGCAAAGUUUUUGAGGUCUACAUCUCUGUCUUGUACCCAGAGUGUGACCAGUCAGUCAUGCACCACAGAUCCAAAUCUGAACGCCCAGUCCUACUUCUCUGACCUGACUCUGCUUAAGAUUCCAACAGCUGAGACAGUGAUCUCAUCAGAUUUCCCGAUCCCAGUAACUCCACGAGCUGACUGGCCUGCACCAACCAGACUAAACAGUUCCUGUGUAGAUGUUGUGAAAAGGGUGGAGUUUAUCAUAGGUUAUACAGGGAGGGGUGAGCUCACAUAUGCAGUAAUAAACGUAGAGUUGGCUGAUGUGGAUUUUGAUCAGCUGUUGCUGCAGACACACUCUGUACAUUUCCAGCUGGCCACACCAAGCCCCACUCCAGGAGAAUUAACGCCUCCUGUCGGCCUUAAAGUGGGAUCUCCUGUCAUUGGUCGUGCUGACGGAAAAGUGCAGCCUCUAACAUCACUCGGUCUAUCACAGGGUGGGGAGUGUUCUUCUGAACUCAGCAGCCGUGCACAGAUACACUUCGCACAUAACACCAUCACUGGUUGCACAUUUAGAUCCCCAGCUAAUAACUGUUCUGAGCUGCGCUCGCAGAUUUACAGGGUAUUACAGGGACUCUCUGCUCCUGAUGUGAUCGCCAUGAACUCCGGCUCUGAACCAGACUGGACAAGAGUAAUCUUGCAGGAGUGUCCCAUCAGUCUGGAGGAAACAUGUGAAACAGGCUGCAUCCUCCCACAUUCUCUCUAUAUAAAAGUGCUGUGGGCUCGUCAGGGUAUCAUCGACUUUCCCCAGAACUACCUCCUGGGAGCUAAAUACCAGUACCAAUGUCAAAAUGUCAAGUGUCCUCUGUUGUCCCCUGUUGUCCUGACAACAAGCGUUGCAUUUGUUGAAACCACAGAAUACCAAGGCCCCCCCAGGGGCUUGCCUCAGCCUUUCUGGAAGUUUCCAUUUGCCUUCUUCACUCGAGGCACUGCUGAGCUGGACGGUCACUUUGUUACUAGCGGCUGUAACACUGAGAAGGUCACAUGGAGUUUAACGCUGUUCACAGUCAUGUUGCUAACAGGAUUAGAAUUCUUCACUAGCUAGCUUGUUAGGUAACAAAGGAGCAGUGGGUUGUUUUAACAUUUGAACACUUGUUCAUUUGAGAACAAUCUAAAAAUAAUGUAUUAAAGUUUGUUUUUGGUGAA
Messenger RNA from Melanotaenia boesemani (Boeseman's rainbowfish), 2310 nucleotides. Its product is annotated as tectonic-3-like. Lineage: Eukaryota; Metazoa; Chordata; Actinopteri; Atheriniformes; Melanotaeniidae. Gene Ontology annotation, biological process: smoothened signaling pathway; cilium assembly. Bases 404 to 2209 code for a protein of 601 amino acids. The record is from RefSeq and is a predicted model, not a curated record. The transcript has 14 exons.